Zophobas morio is the source of this 1442-nucleotide messenger RNA. RefSeq lists its product as uncharacterized. The record is from RefSeq and is a predicted model, not a curated record. The transcript is spliced from 2 exons. NCBI's taxonomy places the organism in Eukaryota, Metazoa, Arthropoda, Insecta, Coleoptera, Tenebrionidae. Bases 35 to 1354 code for a protein of 439 amino acids.
AGCACAGUCGGACUCAAAAACUAAACGUGCGGCAAUGAAGUUCCUGGGUUAUUCAGCGCUUUGCGCGCUUCUGGUCUUGGCAAGCGCUGAAGGCAACAGCGAAGGCAAAGCCGUCGAGUCCGGGAAGAAGGAUAAGCGCGGUCUCCAUCUGGGAUACGGUGGCGGCGGCGGCGGCGGCGGCGGCGGAUACGAAGGACACGGACACGAACACCACGUCAAGACCGUCACUGUGGUGAAAAACGUGCCUCAACCCUACCCCGUCGUGAAAGAAGUACCAGUUCCCGUGGAGAAAAAAGUACCCUAUCCGAUCACGGUGCACGUGCCACAACCCUACCCCGUCGAGAAGAAGGUGGCAGUACCCGUCAAAGUACCCGUCAAGGUCCCCGUACCCAUCCACAAACCCUACCCCGUGGAGAAACCCGUGCACGUCCCUGUCAAAGUCCACGUGGAUAAACCCUACCCCGUCAAAGUACUAGUACCUCAACCCUAUCCAGUUGAGAAGACCAUCCACGUACCGUACAAAGUCCACGUCCCACAACCCUACCCCGUGGAAAAAGAAAUCCCUUACCCCGUCAAAAUACCAGUGCACGUACCCAAACCGUACCCAGUGGAGAAGAUCGUACCCUACCCAGUCGAAGUAAAAGUAGACAGGCCGUACCCAGUUCACAUCCCGCAACCAUACCCCGUGCACAUCAUCAAGAAAAUCCCGUACCCAGUACACAAGCCGGUACCCUAUCCAGUCAAAAUACCAGUGGAUAGACACAUCCCUUACCCCGUCGAGAAGCCAGAGCCCGUCCCAGUAAAAGUACCAGUACCUGUGCCUUACCCCGUAGAGAAGAACAUUCCAGUACCAGUGGAAAAACCAGUACCUUAUCCGGUGAAAAUCCCCAUUUUCAACCCCGUGCCGUUCGUGGUCCACAAGAAAGUACCAGUGGAGGUCACUAAACCCGUGCCUGUGCCAGUCAAAGUACCAGUGGCCGUACCCGUGCAUGAAGAACACGGGCACGACUUUGGGGGACAGAGCGGAGGACAAGAUUUCGGUGGCCAGAUCGGCGGAGGUGGUCAUGAUUUCGGUGGCCAGAUCGGCGGAGGUGGUCAUGAUUUCGGUGGCCAAAUCGGCGGAGGUGGUCAUGAUUUCGGUGGCCAAUCCGGAGGAGGACACGAUUUCGGUGGCCAAUCCGGAGGAGGACACGAUUUCGGUGGCCAAAUCGGAGGAGGACACGAUUUCGGCGGCCAAGGUUCAGGUGGACAUGAUUUAGGGGGCGGACAGGGGUUAGGAGGCGGUCAUGAUUUCGGUGGCCAAAUUCAACUAGGAGGCCAUGAAUUAAGCGGAGGCGGCCAUGGUGGUUAUUAGUUAGUAUCUCUUUUGUACUUUUUUACUCUUAUCAGUAUUACCUGUUUGCUUUUAUGUGAUGUUUGUUAUUAAAACAGAUUUUCUAUUA